Medioppia subpectinata is the source of this 462-nucleotide messenger RNA. Lineage: Eukaryota; Metazoa; Arthropoda; Arachnida; Sarcoptiformes; Oppiidae. The record is from the annotation of a GenBank genome assembly.
CCGGCGGGUAAAGGGAUCGCCGAAAUGGCUGUCGCCAAACAGGUGGGCGCCACGUGUGAGACACCGACUUCAGAGCCCGGCUUCUCGUUGACUAGUUUUGAGUUCGAAGACGAUAUGGAGGAAAAUGAUUACAUCCAAAGACGAAUGUCUGACCCGAGCUCUAACCUCAAGCACUACGUGAGGGGUUGGCAACAGAAGCGCGAGAUUAAGAAAGCCAUCUCUGAACAGGAGAUCAACAACUGUUUGGUCAAUGGGAACGGAAUCAAUGAGAUCGAGGCCGGAGAUGUCAGGGAUGAGUUGGACGACUCGUACAACAGGAUGUGGUCAAUGCGUGGUUUCCGUCAGGCGUACCACUUCUGGAAGGAGAACAAGAGGGCCUCCUCUCCAGCCCUGCACUCCUUCAUAACGUAUGUAACGCUUCCGUGGCAUCACAUUAUCGCAGACCUCUUCUCUAAUAGACAA